Molecule: messenger RNA, 1822 nt
Organism: Serpula lacrymans var. lacrymans S7.9
Lineage: Eukaryota; Fungi; Basidiomycota; Agaricomycetes; Boletales; Serpulaceae
Exons: 5
Coding region: 502-1392 (296 amino acids)
Source: RefSeq, a predicted model, not a curated record
GAUUCGAAGGCUGGGAUCAAUCCAUCGCGGAACAAUCACUACUUCUUGAUCCCAAACUGGGGUCUUUACGAGGUCGUUGACUUACUCUGUCGUUGCCAAUCUAUUUGGGGUCGUGUCACACAUGUUUAUCAUCUGAGGAAGGUCGAUGAGGCGAAAAAGAUAUUUGAUGAUCGACUCAGCAAUGUCAUAGACCUUACGAUAGAUAUUUCCACCGCUCGAUAUCCCACCUCCACUUCACGCCCGCGCACUGAAGGCAUCGUACCUUCUUCUAAUUGAACCUCUACCGUCUCAAGUAUUGGGAAACGAUCACGCGAACAUGCCGUUGAAACUGGAAGCAGCAAGCGCCACAAGUCAGGCUCUGCUCACCCAGCAAGCAAGCAGAAUCAAGGCUCCGAGAAGCUUGAAUGGCAAGAAAUUGAUCGCAACGAUGAAUCCCAUCUUUUCCCAACUUACCAGCCUUCGCCCAUCCCUGAACUCGACCUCUGUCCUCCGCCGCCUUCCAUGAUCCUGAAAGAUUCAUGGCCUUUGGACGGCCAUGACGAGAUUGAAGUUUUUCGUUUCACUCAAGGAGAGAUGGGAAUACCUGAAGUUUACGCCCAGUACACAGUUGAACAUGGUAAAAAGGGGGCGUGGGUUGAGGAGGAGAUUAGAAAAAUAUUUCUUCUGGAAGAAAUAGAAUUCAUAUACAAGGGGUCAAAAGAUACACCAUCGAAGGGACCCAACAGUCAGGCGGAGAAGGAAACACAAUCUAAGAUGGAAGAUCAGGAGGAAGGCAAGAAGAUGGAGAACAGAGUACAUAAGCGACUGAUAUUGAAAACGGAGUGCUGUAAGUUCCAGACGGCUGCGGGGCCGUACCAAUUCUUAGAAGGCAUGUUUCAUGGAAUGAUGGGUCACUAUAAUAUGUAUAAGGAUGGAUGGCUGCACCGCGAUGUCAGCGAUGGUAACGUUCUAUUGUUACCAGAGCCCGAAAUACGAAAGCCUCUGACACGGUUCGAAUGCACCAAGAACUUGACAAAAUGUGUGGGCGUGAUCUCUGACGGCGACCAGGCAAUCAGAUGGCGAGAGCUAGAUCGCAAGCUUGAGAAACAUCGUUCGGGAACACUCCCUUUCAUUUCUAGGCGGAUGCUGAGCGCGUGGGAUGAUGAUGAACCCAUACUUCAUACAUUUGCGGAUGACUUGGAAUCUUUCUUCUGGGUGAUAUUAUGCGUGUUGUUGAGCAUUGGCGCCGAGCGCAAUAGUUUAACAGGUAAAGAGAGAAAAUGGCUUCUUGAAAUACUCGCUGCAGACGAUCCUGAUGCUGGAGGCUUCAGUCCUGAGAACAAAACACAAACUUUCCCCUGUUUUGAAGGUUUUUGUACCCUUUUUCACAGACAUCAUACCGCUCAUGAAUGAGGCUACGGAGGCUGCUGAUGAGCUCAAUUCAGACAACUUGGUUGAAUCUCUAACGACACUCGGAGACAAAUUUUACGAGAUGUGGUUUACAGCUUUCCUACGUGCACUACCAUCAUUGCCCAAGACCUGGGACGAAGUUUUGAAACCUCCAAUUUGAUCACAGAGACGCUUUAACACCCGCCCAUGUCGUCUCAUCCUAUAUAUCUCUGUCAUUGCCCUCCCUACCAUCAUCUCAGGACUAUCCUGUACAUAUCAAUAUGCAUGUAUCUACUUUGUUAAGUUAGCCGUUCGUUGCACCCUGAGAGGUAACAGUUUCAUUCAUUUUAUUACUUUUUCCUGUAGAGACAAGAUUUGAGCCCUCGGAUUAUAUUCCUUGUCGCAGAGAAAUUUUGUUCAGUAUUUAAAUAGAAUAUAGCGCAUUGGAUUUAAU